AUGGCCGGUAGCAAUACCGUUAAGGGAGUACUAAGUGAAUUGGCAAAGCGUGUGCCCAAGAACCAGUUAUCUCAGUUUAGGAACUUUCUGGAGCUACAUGCGAAAUAUAACGACCGCGUAAAUAAAUAUCCAGCGAAUUUGCCGACAAUCGAUUGGGAUUAUUAUCGCACGAACGUACGCAUAGAAGCAAUCAAAAUGGUGGAUGAAUUCGAGAAAAAAUACGAAGAGUUGAACAAAAUAUUCGAUGACCGCGUUAAACUGGAUACAAGGAAGUACUUUGGAGAGCUGGAAAAGCAGCGGGCGGUCAUGCAGGCGGAAGUUAAUCAGUACAUCGCCGAAUCGAAUGAACGCAUCAAGGCGUAUGAGGCCGAAAUGGAGCGCCUUUCCCUCAUGAAACCCUACUCAUCGAUGACAAUGGAGGAGUAUAUUAGCCUGCGACCGGAGCAUGCCGAUUAUAUACCGCACAGGCGCAAACCGCUCUUUUGGCCACAUGACCCCGAUGAGCAGAUACCCGGACCGGUAGGAAUAAAAAAACCAGACGACGACGAUGGAAGUCAUCCAGUUAAACCGAGUGAUUUCAAAGGUAAAACGGAAGAAUUUGUGUUCAACGCUGGCGACGCAAAAGCACAAAAACCUAUGGUGAUAGCCGAUUCUGCAGAGCCCCAGCCAAUACAGACGCAGCCAGUUGAAGUGAAAGCCACGAAAGCGCCACAGGAAUGUAAGCCCAGCACUGACAACGUAGGCGAGUCGGCACCUGAAGAAGUUAAAAGGAAAUUGAACCCAUGCAACCUAAUCGAAAAGGAUAGCAAGAAAGUUGAAGUAGAGAUGCUUCCUCUGACGUCAGUGCAGGCAUCACCUUCCGCUUCUUCAAAACCAACAGAGAAGGUUGCGUUGAAAUCGAAAGGAAAUAAAGUUGAACAACAAAAAAAAGCGGAUGCAUGUGAUAUGGUAAAGAAAGAGAAGCAGAAAGAGCCACUUGCUGCAGACAUUGAUCCGUGUACUGUAACGUCGAAGGGACCUUAUAAGGACGAAAGGAAAGACCCGUGUGUCUUUUUAGAUCCAUGCCAACUUAAAUUAGGUGCAGGCGCCAAUACCGAAGCAAAGUCGGGGGCGCCAAAAGACAAUAAACUGUCACAACCUUGCGCCAAGUCAAAGAAACCGAAGAUUGUUGAAUGUGAAAGUAAAGACGGAAAACAGGAUGUGCCUUCUAAAGUCAGUGAAGGUAAGAGGGGCGACACAUGUGCACGCACACCCUAUUACAAUCCCUUCAGAAGCGAGGAGGAGAAUAUAAAGCAGGAAGAGGAGGCGUGUGAUGAGUGCAAAGAAGAAGACCCUUGUGAAAGUGAUAAACGUAGUCCCAAGACUCCUUAUUACAGCCCGUUCAAAGAUAAAAAGGAGUAG
This is a messenger RNA of Rhagoletis zephyria (snowberry fruit fly), 1401 nucleotides long. RefSeq lists its product as uncharacterized. Gene Ontology annotation, biological process: proton motive force-driven ATP synthesis. Lineage: Eukaryota; Metazoa; Arthropoda; Insecta; Diptera; Tephritidae. Gene Ontology annotation, molecular function: proton transmembrane transporter activity. The record is from RefSeq and is a predicted model, not a curated record.